This is a messenger RNA of Glarea lozoyensis ATCC 20868, 1464 nucleotides long. Its product is annotated as N-terminal of eukaryotic peptide chain release factor subunit 1, ERF1. The transcript is spliced from 4 exons. Bases 1 to 1464 code for a protein of 487 amino acids. The record is from RefSeq and is a predicted model, not a curated record. NCBI's taxonomy places the organism in Eukaryota, Fungi, Ascomycota, Leotiomycetes, Helotiales, Helotiaceae. Gene Ontology annotation, molecular function: translation release factor activity, codon specific; sequence-specific mRNA binding. Gene Ontology annotation, biological process: cytoplasmic translational termination. Gene Ontology annotation, cellular component: translation release factor complex; cytosol.
AUGAGUGACGCCCAGGCCAACGAGGCCGAGAAGAAUAUCGAAAUCUGGAAGGUGAAGAAGCUGAUCAAGCGGCUCGAGGCAGCUAGGGGAAAUGGAACGUCCAUGAUCUCCCUCAUCAUUCCCCCAAAGGAUCAGGUUUCUCGUGCAGCAAAGAUGUUGGCAGAAGAAUACGGUACCGCCUCCAAUAUCAAAUCUCGUGUCAAUCGUCAAUCCGUGUUGUCCGCCAUUACCUCGACCCAGCAGAGGCUCAAGUUGUACAACAAAGUCCCACCAAAUGGCUUAGUGGUAUACUGCGGUGAAAUUUUGACCUCGGAGGGCAAGGAGAGAAAGGUCAACAUUGAUUUCGAACCCUUCAAGCCAAUCAACACUUCUCUGUACCUAUGUGACAAUAAGUUCCAUACCGAAGCUCUCGCAGAGUUGUUGGAGUCGGAUCAAAAAUUUGGCUUCAUUAUCAUGGAUGGUAAUGGAGCGUUGUUCGGAACCCUCAGUGGAAACACUCGCGAUGUAGUACACAAAUUCUCCGUCGAUCUCCCGAAAAAGCACGGCCGAGGUGGACAAUCUGCCCUGCGUUUCGCUCGUCUUCGUGAGGAGAAACGUCAUAACUAUGUUCGAAAGGUUGCAGAAUUGGCUGUCCAGAAUUUCAUUACAGCGGAUAAAGUCAAUGUCGCUGGGAUUAUUCUCGCCGGUUCAGCUGAUUUCAAAAAUGAUCUGAACCAGUCAGAUUUGUUUGACAAUCGUCUGCAGACAAAGGUUAUCAAGGUAGUCGACGUUUCGUAUGGAGGUGAGAACGGAUUCAACCAAGCCAUUGAGCUUUCGGCAGAAACUCUGAGCAAUGUCAAAUUCAUUCAGGAGAAAAAAUUGAUCGGCAAAUACUUUGAGGAGAUCAGUCAAGAUUCUGGACGAAUCUGUUAUGGAAUCGAAGAUACCUUGAAAGCUCUCGAACUGGGUGCUGUAGAAAUACUUAUCGUCUUUGAAAACCUCGAAAUCAACCGAUGGACCCUAAAGGAUUCCAACGGAACCGUCAUUGUUCUCCACACCACCAAGCAAUCUGAAGCAGCCAACCGUGAUCAGUUUAUGGAUAGAGAGACUGGGCAGGAGAUGGAGGUUGUUUCGCAGGAGUCUUUCCUUGAGUGGAUUGCCGAGAAGUACAAGGACUUUGGAACCAAUCUCGAAUUUGUGUCGGAUCGUUCCAGUGAAGGAAACCAGUUCGUCAAGGGCUUUGGUGGUAUCGGUGGACUUCUCCGAUAUAAAGUCAAUUUCGAGCAGUUGGCGGAAGUUGACGACGAUGAUGACUACUAUGACGUGAGCGAGGCACCAACUCCAAAUGUCCAGCCAGUCCAAAGUCUGCCACCCCGCCCAAGCGCGCAGCAGGUUCCAAAACAGUCCAUUGCUGGUGUUGGCCGCGGUGUGGGAAUACCCGCACCACGCCCCAGCCCGCUGCGGUCCGUUAUGACAGCAUUUUGA